AUGAAGAUCCGGAACCUUCUCAUCAGGCUGGUCGAUGUACCGACAUCAACCAAAGUUUUCCAUAUGACUCCUCUCCUCGUGAUGGCUUAUUUCUACACCUACCUAAAUCUCAAAUUACAGGUUGACAAAUAUUUCGCGGUGGAUCCCAGCUGGAUGAUGUCCCUAGUAUUCUUCACUCACGGUGCUUCCUAUCCGGACCAGACCAUAAACAAUUAUUUCAAUGGAAAAGUGCCGAUACAGCUUCAACGCAAGUAUCAUAUCAGCCAACUGACCCCGAAUGGCAAGCAGCAGAUGCGGCUCCUCGGAGAACAUCUGAGGAAAAACUACAACCCGAAUUGUUUGGAAGCAGCGUCAUUCGUAUCCCCCGUGAAAAGAUGCAAUGACAGCAUUUUCUACCUGUACCAGGGGCUCUUCAACUCUACGAAUAUACCUCUAGAAUCCCAGAUCACACUGCCAGCUGGAGACGACCUCAUCGAUCAGAGAUCGCUGAUUGCCAACAUGGGGUCCAUACUGAAUCGUAUGGUGCAUUACCCGGCUAGAAUCGUGAAUGGAUACCUUCAAGACAUCAUACGCGACACGGAAACCACACAAAACCGUCUGAAACCCGACACAGUUGUGGUCGAUGUUUUGCUUUCGGCUCUCGCGGACGGCCAGAAAUUAGACUCGAGGCUGGCCAACACGUCCAGGUCUUUGCUGAAGGACAUGAAGAAAGCUAUUCUGACGUCGCAGAUAAAAGGAUUCCAAAAAGAUCUCGUCGCACCAAUUUUCAGCGACCUGAAAUGGCGUCUCCAGAACAUCACGGAUACAGAAGCGGUUCCCAAAGUCAAUUUGCUCCUGCUUUGUCUGACCCCCUUGCAAUUAGCUGCAGCUUUCAAGAGCUUCAUCAGGAACGAAUUUUCAUUCACAAAUGUCUAUGGGGACGCUUUCGAGUUUAAGAUAUUCAGCGGAGGGCGUGUUGUGAUGAAUUCGCUGUCGUGGACUUACUCCGAAACUGAUUCGACGUAUACUUAUCGGACCCGGAAAAGUUGGAACCAGCUGACACUCGACGAGUUUUUGGACAACAUCGCCGAGUUCACCCCCUCAUCACCGAGCUUGACGGCCCAAGGGGCUGCGAGCAACGUUCCGAGCAACAACACGAGCAGCAUCAAGAAUGGCAAUAAUUUGGGCGGCCUGAGUGGCAAAAAUAAAACGGGUCUGCUCUAA
Messenger RNA from Galendromus occidentalis (western predatory mite), 1203 nucleotides. RefSeq lists its product as uncharacterized. The transcript is spliced from 8 exons. The coding region runs from base 1 to 1203 and encodes 400 amino acids. Lineage: Eukaryota; Metazoa; Arthropoda; Arachnida; Mesostigmata; Phytoseiidae. The record is from RefSeq and is a predicted model, not a curated record.